GCCUCCUCCGCGCCGCGCUGGCCGCUCCGCCGCCCGGACCGGGCCGGGCCGCCGCCAUGCUGAGCCGGCUCGGGGCGCUGCUGCAGGAGGCCGUGGGGGCGCGGGAGCCCAGCGUCGACCUGCUCGAGGCCUUCGUGGAGCACUGGAAAGGCAUCACGCACUACUACAUCGAAAGCACAGAUGAAAACACCCCGGUCAAGAAGACAGACAUUCCCUGGCGGCUGAAGCAGAUGCUGGACAUCCUGGUGUAUGAGGAGCAGCAGCAGGCGGCAGCCAGCGAGGCCGGGCCAUGUCUGGAGUACCUGCUGCAGCACAAGAUCCUGGAGACCCUGUGCACGCUGGGCAAGGCCGAGUACCCUCCGGGCAUGCGGCAGCAGGUGCUCCAGUUCUUCAGCAAGGUGCUGGCUCAGGUACAGCACCCGCUCCUGCACUACCUCCACGUCCACAGGCCCGUGCAGAAACUUCUCCGGCUUGGCGGGACAGCGCCGGGGUCCCUCACAGAGAAGGAGGAGGUGCAGUUCACCACUGUCCUCUGCUCCAAAAUCCAGCAGGAGCCGGAUCUGCUCACGUACAUCCUGGAGGGUAAAAAGAUGGUCAGCGGGAAGAAAGCGUCCAGAGAGACCCCCACCCUGCCCAGCGAGGCGGCCAGCGCCAGGGACCAGCCCGUGCCCAGUCCAGCUCCCGAGAGGGCUCCCCGCGGGGCCCAGGCCGGGUCCCCUCAGCCGCCCGCAGAGACGGAGGAGCCGGACGGAGGGGCCGGGGACAGCAGCCUCGUCACCUCCCUGCUGGGCCUGUGUAGGAGCAAGAAAGGCCGCGUGGCCCUGAAGGCCCGGGAGAACCUGCUGCUUCUGCUGAGCCUGGCCUCCCCAGCGGCCGCCGCCCACCUGGUACACAGCCGGGCCUGCUGCCCCGCCCUCGUCGCCCACCUGGCCCGGCUCUACCAGUCCCUGCCCGCCUUCCUGGACCCCGCCGACAUCGCCGCUUUAGAGGGCGUCAGCUGGAGGCUGCCCACUGCCCCAUCUGAUGAGGCCUCCUCGUUCCCUGGCAGGGAGGCCUUGGCGGCCUUCCUGGGCUGGUUUGAUUACUGCGACCACCUCAUCCUGGAGGCCCACCCGGUGGUGGCAGACGCUCUGGCCAAGGCGGUGGCUGAGAAGUUGCUGGUGGAAAUCCUGCAGCCGCAGCUGCUACACGUGUCCGAGCAGGCCCUGCUGACCACCACCGCGCUGCUCACGGCCAUGCUGCGGCAGCUCCGCGCCCCUGCGCUGCUGCGGGAGGUGGUCGCUUUCCUCUUGGGUCCCGACCAGCCUCCUGCUGCGGCUGCCGCUGAGGACAGCCCCCCAACACUGUGUACUCACCUCAUCAGGCACUGUGACCACCUUUCCGACGAGAUCAGCAUCACCACGCUGCGGCUGUUUGAGGAGCUGCUGCAGAAGCCAGACCCGCGGAUCCUCCACAGCCUGGUCCUGUGUCACCUUGAGGGCCGCCCUUACGUGGCGCGGGGCUGCCCCGAGCCCGAGAACUACGAGGACACCCUGGAUCUGGAGGAGGACCCCUACUUCUCCGACGGCUUCCUCGACACCGGCUUCCAGCCCUCCGCUAAGCCUCCCCCCGCCCCGGCCACUAACUCCGACGGCAGAACCGCGGUCACUGAGAUCGUCAACAGCUUCCUCUGCCUGGUCCCCGAGGAAGCUAAGACCUCCGCGUUCCUGGAGGAGACAGGAUACGACACAUACGUCCACGACGCUUACGGACUGUUCCAGGAGUGCAGCUCCCGCGUCACCCCCUGGGGAUGGCCCCCGAGUCCCGCCCCCCUGGACCCCCACGAGCCCGAACGGCCCUUCUUUGAGGGGGCCUUUCUGCAAAUGCUGUUUGACCGCAUGUCCCGGAUUCUGGAGCAGCCAUACAGCCUGAACCUGCAGGUGACCUCCGUCCUGUCCCGGCUUGCCCUCUUCCCCCACCCCCAUGUCCACGAGUACCUCCUGGACCCCUACAUCAGCCUGGCCCCCGGCUGCAGGAGCCUCUUCUCUGUGCUGGUCAGGGUGAUCGGGGACCUGAUGCAGAGAAUCCAGAGGAUACCCCAGUUCCCGGGGAAACUGCUGCUGGUGCGGAAGCAGCUGAUGGGCCAGGUCCCCGGGGAGCACUUGGACCACCAGACCCUGCUCCAGGGGGUGGUGGUGCUGGAGGAGUUCUGCAAGGAGCUGGCGGCCAUCGCUUUCGUCAAGUUUCCCCCGCACGGCCCUCACCCGGGCCUCUCCGCACAGCCCGAAGGCCACGUCUGAGCCAGCAGCACAUGGGGAAGGCGAGGGCCCCCGUCUGCG
This is a messenger RNA of Sorex fumeus (smoky shrew), 2318 nucleotides long. RefSeq names its product FHF complex subunit HOOK interacting protein 2B (gene FHIP2B). The transcript has 17 exons. The record is from RefSeq and is a predicted model, not a curated record. The coding region runs from base 57 to 2279 and encodes 740 amino acids. Lineage: Eukaryota; Metazoa; Chordata; Mammalia; Eulipotyphla; Soricidae.